Molecule: messenger RNA, 890 nt
Organism: Owenia fusiformis
Lineage: Eukaryota; Metazoa; Annelida; Polychaeta; Sabellida; Oweniidae
Source: the annotation of a GenBank genome assembly
UCACGUUGUUGAGGCGAGAAGUUACAAAACUUGUGUCCUUCGUCCAAAAUCUUAAACAAAAUUCGUAUUUUACAUGUAGUAACGGCAUUGAAACAUUGAUCCAACAUGCUGGCUUCAAUUGCAAGGACAUUUUCUAGAAAUGUGGGACAGCAGAUAAGACAAGUUCACAAGUCAGCUCCUGUUGCAAGUGACAGCCUUUUUGUUCACCGUGACACUUCAUACAAUAAUCCUGAUACAAAGUUUGACUUCACUGAAGAAAACUUGAAGAGGGCCGAAAGUAUUCUAGCCAACUAUCCCGAAGGUCACAAACAAGCUGCAGUUAUCCCACUACUGGACCUAGCACAGAGACAACAUGGAUGGCUUCCCCUUUCUGCCAUGAACAAGGUAGCCUCCUAUUUAAGCAUGCCUAAGAUGAGGGUCUAUGAAGUAGCCACAUUCUACACAAUGUUUAACAGGGAACCUGUAGGCAAAUACUUCAUCCAGAUCUGUACAACAACCCCCUGUAUGCUCGGUGGAGUUGGCAGUGAUGUUAUUGUAGAUGCCAUCAAAAAGAAACUAAAUAUCAAGUUAGGUGAAACAUCAAAAGAUAACAUGUGGACCUUCAUUGAAGUGGAAUGUCUUGGAGCAUGUGUCAAUGCCCCCAUGGUACAAAUCAACGACAACUACUAUGAGGAUCUAACACCAAAGGACAUGGAUGACAUUUUAGAUGAAAUCAUAAAGACUGACAAAUUGCCCAAACCUGGACCAAGGAGCGGUCAAGACAACCGAUUUGCCUGUGAGCCCAAGGGGGGUUUGACAUGUUUGACAGAAGAGCCAAAAGGACCCGGUUUUGGAGUACGAUCAGAUUUAUGAUGACUAGACUAUAGACUGUACAUAGGAAUAAAUUAUAG